Molecule: messenger RNA, 363 nt
Organism: Amphimedon queenslandica
Lineage: Eukaryota; Metazoa; Porifera; Demospongiae; Haplosclerida; Niphatidae
Product: protein YIPF1-like
Exons: 3
Biological process (GO): vesicle-mediated transport
Cellular component (GO): Golgi apparatus; membrane
Molecular function (GO): small GTPase binding
Source: RefSeq, a predicted model, not a curated record
GUGUUACAUCGCAUUGCUGCUGGUAUCGUACCAUAUCCAUUCAAUCUUGCAUCAGUAGUCUCCUCUAAUCCUGAUCUUUAUGGUCCCUUCUGGAUAUGCAUGACUCUUGUACUCACGACUGCUCUCUCUGGAAACAUAUCAAAGUUCUUCAGCGGCAGUGUUAAAUGGGACUUUCAUUUCCAUGAGGUCAUAGUCCUCCUAACUUGCAUAUACGUGUACACAAUAUGCCUUCCAUUGGGUCUGUGGGGGCUGAUGGUCUGGAGGAAAGUUGAUGGUAGAUAUUCUUUAUUUCAACUGCUGACUGUGUAUGGAUACUCCAUGUCUGCCUUUAUACCAUUGACAGUUAUUUCUCUGGUUGAUUAA